AUGAAAAACCAGCGCGAUAGGCUCCAUCAAUAUCAGAAGCGUAUUACAGUUUUGACGGAUCGCGAGACCGCGAUCGCGAAGGAAUGUCUCGCCCGAGGUGAUCGAAAGCGGGCCCUUCUUGCCUUGCGUCGUAAGAAGUACCAGGAGUCGCUUCUAACAAAGACCGAUGCUCAGCUAGCGCAAUUAGAGCAACUUACCAGCCAGGUUGAAUUCGCUCUUGUACAAAAGGAUGUUUUGUAUGGAUUGCAACAGGGGACGCAGGUGCUUCAAAUGAUCAAUAAAGAGAUGGGUGGCAUUGAAGGCGUGGAGAAUCUCUUGGGGGAGACGGAAGAGGCCCGGGCUUAUCAGGAGGAAGUUAGCCAAAUGCUUGCUGGGAACUUGUCUAAUCAGGACGAGGAUGAAGUUGAAGAUGAAUUGGAGGCCCUACAUCGCGAAGUACAGGGUCCAGUCAGCCUUCCCAAUGUCCCGACGGCGCCACCAGAAGUGGAGGCUCCAGACGAGGAGUUGGAGAAGCAGCGAAAGGCGAGGGUGAGGGCCCGAACAAGGGAACAAGCUGCGAUACCUGCUUCAUGA
Molecule: messenger RNA, 573 nt
Organism: Aspergillus mulundensis
Lineage: Eukaryota; Fungi; Ascomycota; Eurotiomycetes; Eurotiales; Aspergillaceae
Product: ESCRT-III subunit protein VPS20
Exons: 2
Coding region: 1-573 (190 amino acids)
Biological process (GO): vesicle budding from membrane; late endosome to vacuole transport via multivesicular body sorting pathway
Cellular component (GO): multivesicular body; ESCRT III complex
Source: RefSeq, a predicted model, not a curated record